AUGGAGUACUGCUCAUGGUGCCGCUGCGAGCCAUGCGACCGCGAACGCUUUGGGCCCCGGCUUCUGGCCGAUCGAGGCUCUAUGCACAAACUAAAUCCAAAAGCGGAAGACGCGGCUCUGGAUAAGGCGGUAUACCAUAUCUACUACUAUCGAAAGCAUGGAUAUUUCGAGCAAAAUCCGCGCUACGUUUUCCCCCGCUGUGUUAGCAGAUUUCUUGGUGGUGAUUCGAAUGUAGACAGCGAUGGUAAUGCGUCACCAGUAUCGUCUUCACGAGAUAUAUCGGUUGAUGAUGAAAAUCGCCAUGCACCCCCAGCGGGAAGCCAGGGAGGCCCCACAGUAGUUGAAAAUGCCGAAGAUAUACAAGUCUCGACGCGGAGCAAGCGCGGUUCGACAGUGCUUGAGAGGAGCACAGACACACAAGUCAUAACGCGACGCAAGCGCCGUUCAGUAGCCGUUGAAGCUGAAACAGAAAAACCUGUGCGGACCGGAAGAGUUGCGAAAAAACAGCGCUCCAGUAAGAGGUCGGUUGAUAAUACUGCCGAGAAGAAAGCUCGUAACGAGCCCUUAGCUGUAUCUAGUGCUGACGAGAUCCGCCCACACCAUCAAUCAAGGUCGAAUCUUCGUGGCAAACGAAAACUCGCUCGUAAGAGAUCGCAAACGACACAUCAAUCACCAGGCAAUGGACUACGAUCCUGCGGGCAAGCUGACGACAGCUUGAACCAGCAGUCCCACCCAAGCGAAUCUACAAAUCCAAUCGCUCAUUCGAACAACACGCCAUAG
Phytophthora nicotianae INRA-310 is the source of this 780-nucleotide messenger RNA. RefSeq lists its product as hypothetical. The coding region runs from base 1 to 780 and encodes 259 amino acids. NCBI's taxonomy places the organism in Eukaryota, Oomycota, Peronosporomycetes, Peronosporales, Peronosporaceae. The transcript has a single exon. The record is from RefSeq and is a predicted model, not a curated record.